AGCUCACGAGCACGAACAAGCUGGUCCCAGGUAGAGCAGGAGCACGUAAGCGUGCAUACGGAAGCGUCAAGCUUCACACCUCAGCAGCAGGUUCCGAAGCCAGGUUCCGCAACCGAUAGCUGCACCUCAGGCGAUUCCUAUUCUACAGCCGCAGCUGGCGGCCAACAUGCUCAACCUCCUCCAGCACAUGGCGGGGGCGUACGUACCACCGCCGCCGCCACUGCCUCCAGUGGUUGUGGUCACUAUUGAGAAGCUGAAGAAGAACGGAGCAGAGGAGUUACGUGGCGAUCAGAUCACCGAUCCCAUGGUGGUUAAGCGCUGGCUCGAGCGCAUAGGUCAAAUUAUUGGAACGUUACAGGUUCCAAUGGAGCAGCGGGGUGAUCUAGCCAUCGCCCUACUCCAAGAUGUCGCCUACGACUGGUGGAAAUGCGCGAGAGCGAACGUCCCAGAGCCCGUUCCGUGGGCGACUUUUGAUGAGAUUUUCCGCAAGGAGUACGUGCCCGAGCACUUUAUGAGAAAGAAGCAAGACGAGUUCAUAACGUUCACCCAGGGUGAACUUACGCUUCCCGAGUGUCAGCAGAAGUUUGAUGAGGUAGCCGAGUUUGGCCGAGACCUGGUACCAACAAUGAAGAAUCGGUGCACGUGCUUCAUGGAGGGACUAUGCCCUGACCUGUCUCCUGGGUUGGUCUUUGCGCCCAAGCACGACAUCAACGCCAUGUAUAAGCAGGCGUUGGAGCUUAAUGCAGCCCUACUCAAGAAGGACGAAUAUGAGCAGGCCCAGACGACACUUCCUCGUCCACCUCCACCACCUAGGCCCAGUCUGAGCAGCAAGAGGCUUCUCUCCGUUCCGAGCAGCUCGCACACGAGUAAGAAGGCCAAGUCGACACCUACCUCGUCACCAGCACCCACACAGGAGAGUGGGAAGAGCCAGAGCCAGGGUGGAUACCGGUACUCGAUCUGCACCCUCUACGGUCGAAGGGAUUGCCUGACGAACCUUGGCGAGGCAUUUUUGACAGCACCUGUAGCAGCAGCUCCAACCGCCCAGCCCGCUCCGAGCCAAAAGUCGGUAGCAGCGUCCAGCCAGCCUAAAAGGCUAGCGCAGAGCGCUCAGUCUAGGGAGGCAUCAGCUCGCACAUAUGCAAUGCAUGGACGCAUUGAGCAGCCCGCUCAUGACAUGAUUAUGAAUUACCACUCAGCUUAUGCUGAGCGUCUAGCGUUGUUUUUGCUAUACGCAGGUAGGAGAGAUGAUCAUGGAGCCCGACCCGGAUGAUUGAGAGAUUGGGGUGGUGGAUAGACGACAGUGUGGACCUGACUUAUUUUCCUUUUAAUAUUAUGAACUGCUUUGGGCUUGAACCCACCGUUGUUGCACUUUCUUGUUUAAGACUUAACAUUAUUUCCUUUUAUUGCUUCCGCAACGAAACGUCUCUUAAAAGGCAAUUAAAUUCCCAAUGGUUUU
Messenger RNA from Cuscuta campestris, 1456 nucleotides. The record is from the annotation of a GenBank genome assembly. Lineage: Eukaryota; Viridiplantae; Streptophyta; Magnoliopsida; Solanales; Convolvulaceae.